Messenger RNA from Drosophila innubila, 2298 nucleotides. RefSeq names its product serine-arginine protein 55 (gene B52). Gene Ontology annotation, cellular component: ribonucleoprotein complex; cytoplasm; nucleus. Lineage: Eukaryota; Metazoa; Arthropoda; Insecta; Diptera; Drosophilidae. Gene Ontology annotation, molecular function: mRNA binding. The record is from RefSeq and is a predicted model, not a curated record. The transcript has 5 exons. Gene Ontology annotation, biological process: mRNA splice site recognition; alternative mRNA splicing, via spliceosome. Bases 1168 to 1836 code for a protein of 222 amino acids.
AACUGGCCAGACUAGAGAGAAGACAGAAAGAGAGUGAGAGACUCUCUCUUUUGGAGCACAACGCAGCAAACGUCGAGAAGUCGCCUUUAGAGGCGCGUACCUCCCAAAAAACGUAUUUCUUAUUUUUACAGUUGACAGUUCGUUAAAUGAGAGAAAAUGAGGGAGAGAGAGACGGGAGAGAUGCCGCCGCCUGGUUGUGCCUGCCCCCCAACCCCGUAUCGUACUAUGUGUCUGUGUGUGUGUGUGUACUGCAUACUCCUAUGCUGCUCUACACUGGCUCGCUCGCUCUCUCAACACCAAAAAAAAAAAGCCCCCCGACUGCGGCCUCCCUCUCCGGCCUGAUGUGGUCCUGGCAACGACUGUUUCCGACUGUUUUGGGUGCCGCGAUUAAAAAAAAACACAAUAAAUACUUAAAGAAAAUAAUACGUAGCACAUACCAUGGUGAAAUUAUAUUAAGGUGCAGUAUUCACUCACCAUUACCUCUUUUAUGCGUCUUAUUUUAUUCACCACGAUGCAGUUGUCAACAAAUGUUGUGGUGAAUUGUUGAAAAAAUAUACAAAAUGAGUGAUUUGACGGUCCAAGAAGACAAAAAUGGAUAAAUUAUGGAUGUUUUCGACUAGUAGGCGAAUUGCACUGAUUAUCUGAAAAACUACUACAAUCUGCGAAGAAGACGAAAUUGAGCGAAAAGUAGAGAAAAUCUAGUCCGAAUGCUCUCACUGUGGUGAAAUAAAAUAAGCCCCGAGGAUAAGCGAAUAAUUCACCGUACUAUAAUUUCAUCAUGGCACAUACUAUAAAAAAAAAACACAAUACAUAUUCAAUAUAUAAAUACUAUAUGAUGUUCAAACUGAAAAAGUAUUUGCUGGCUUAAAAAAAUACAUUUGCUCUGGUUGAUGGGCAUGGCCUUGCCCCACGCCCCGUCCUGCCCUCCGGUGGCUAAUUGUGAUGUGAUGUAAACUGCUCUUUCGAUCGAUGAGGUCUGAGGGUCUUGCGGUGGUGUCCAGCUUUGAGGGUUCAACCCAUUUGGCCGACAACUGCUACCACCUACCAACUACCACUAAUUACUAGGCAGACCAAACCAAAAACUCACUUGUCGGUGCGAUAAAAGCGAUUAAAGCGAUGUGUGUGUUCGUCCUCUCUCUGAAAGCGCAUUAAGAUCUGAAGGACUACAUGCGCCAGGCUGGCGAAGUCACCUAUGCUGAUGCCCACAAGCAACGUCGCAAUGAGGGCGUUGUUGAGUUUGCUUCGUUGUCGGACAUGAAGACCGCCAUUGAGAAGCUCGAUGAUACCGAAUUGAAUGGACGUCGCGUUCAUUUGGUUGAGGAUCGUCGCGGCGGACGCAGCGGCGGUGGUGGUGGUGGCGGCGGUGGCGGCGGAGGUGGCGGUGGGCGUGGUCGCUCCCGUUCAUCCAGCUCGCGUUCACGCUCUCGCUCUCGCAGGCGUUCACGUUCGCGCCGUUCAUCGCACUCGCGUUCCAAGUCGCGCAGUCGCUCCAAGUCGCGCGGCGGACGCUCCAAGUCAAAGUCACCAGUUAAAUCGCGCUCUCGUUCACGCUCGCGCUCAAACAAAUCACGUGACGUAUCCAAGUCAAAGUCAAAGUCCCGCUCACGCACUCGCUCCCGUUCGCCCAAGCGUGAUUCGCACUCGCGAACACGCUCCAACUCAAAGCGUGAGUCACGCUCGCGUACUCGUUCCAAGUCCGAUCGUCACGAUUCGCGUUCACGUGAUCGCUCUGCUUCGGCUGACAACAAGUCACGUUCACGUUCUCGUUCGCGCUCUGUUUCGGCUAAGAAUGGAAAUGCCUCACCGGAUCGCACCAAUGAAAGCAUGGACGAUUAGAUUAGAUAGCUGUCACUCCCCAGCUCCUCCCCAUUAAUUAUAAAAAAUAUGAUUUUAGAUUUCGACUAUUUACUCUAGAAACUACCCCAAAAAUACAGACACCUAAUCCACCAAAAUACACAACACUUGGAACGUAACGAAAAACUGGAAAUUGAUCAACAAAGGCAAAAAGAAAGGCAAAAUUUGAAUCCACUACCAAUAACAUCGUAAACAAUUUUUUUAAUAUUUAAAAAAUUAUGUUUAAGCAUUUCUUUGACAUAAAUUUGAAAUCCGUAAUGUAUUCAUGUUAAAUACAAGAGGAUUUCAUGACAAAGCACUAUACAAUACAAAUCAUACAAAAAUGGAUCAAUUUCUUUUGCAAAAUGGCAAUUUAAAUUCUUGCCUCUCAAAUUCUUUAAACCAAAAUGUCAACAUUGUCUAUAUACUUCAAUAAACAACGGAAUGGAAACAUUUAAUAUAAUA